Penicillium pulvis is the source of this 1743-nucleotide messenger RNA. RefSeq lists its product as uncharacterized. NCBI's taxonomy places the organism in Eukaryota, Fungi, Ascomycota, Eurotiomycetes, Eurotiales, Aspergillaceae. The transcript has 3 exons. The record is from RefSeq and is a predicted model, not a curated record. The coding region runs from base 1 to 1743 and encodes 580 amino acids.
AUGAGAUCGACUACCCUGAUGACUUUUCUAUUAACAACCAAUUCCGAAGUUCGAUCGGUGAAACUGCUCGGAUCAUGGGACAAUUUUACGAAACCGUAUGCGAUGGAAAGGGACAGGCGUGCGGGACCAGGUCAUUGGAAAGGAUGUCACACUUUCACUGAUAUCAUGGGUGACGGACCUGAUAAGAACCAAUGGCGCACGGGCGGUCUGAAGAUGGGAGCCACUUACUGGUAUUAUUAUUUGUUGAACGAAGACGUGGAGUCAUAUAGCGAGGCUGAGCCCGUCACCACUAAAUGUCCUCUUCUGCCGGGCCAACCUCUCAACGUACUGAACGUGCCCAUCAUCCUGCCGGAUAGUCACUGCCAUGGCCGCUCUGCCAGUAGCAGCUCACAGAAGGAAGACUACCGAACGAUGAACCCCGAAGACAAGUACAUGAAUCCACGCAAGCCACCAAAGCCUAAUCUGGCCCGCCUUCAAACCUCUAUCCCCAAUCCCAACCAAUCUUCAAAUCCCCCCAGUGUCUCACCCGGCGGGAGCUUCCUCCAUCGGAGUGUUUCUCAACCGAACAGUGCUACCAGGAGGAACGAGAAGUCGAAAGAGGAACGCUCAGCGUCUCCCCCGCGAGGUCUUGGCCUUCGCCAUGCCUUGACUCAGAAGCGACCUGGGCCAUCCCCGAGAGCGCAGGCGUUCAACGAAAGUUUGCGACAAAAGGCUCCUGUGAACGAGCACCGGAAUGUUCCUGGUAUCUGCGUCAACUCUGGCGCAGUGGCUCCAUCGACGAGCCAUUCCGAUAAUACUGCUCAGUCGAGCUUACAAACCCGCCGGGCUCUCAAGGCAAAGGCAGGAAAUGCGCCCCAACUUCGGAGUCUCCUCACCGUGGAGACUCGUCCCCAGCAUCGCAAGCCCGGCGCUUCCAGUGCUGCAGCAUCUGGCUCUGGCUCAGGGUCGGCCGAUGGUGGGCGAGCGAUGCAUACCAGGAGCGGCUCUGAGGACAUGACGCCUACCGGACCUGAUGUCAGUGAGAAGAGACUGCCAUCGCUCCCCAAUACACCUUCGUCCGUUAUGGAUGAAGCCGUGCGCGCAAUCGACGAACGCGACAAGGCACUAGACGCAGCAGUGCUACAUAGUCACUUCUCCAGCAUGACCGCAGACGACUUUACCAACUCCCGCUUCGUGGCUGAGCACAGCCGAUUCUCAGAAUGGAGCACUGACACAGAGGACGCCGAAGACACCUCACCCGAGUCGAUGGUCUCCACUUCUUCAACUUUCCCCAUCGAGACCCACGAGGCCCAAGCCCCAGAAGAAUGGAAAACUCCCGAUCUUCAUGACGCUGCGACCAAUACCGACCCAAACACUCCCCACCUCACUGUACAUUCCAAGCCCUCAUCCCCCAACUCGGCAUCGGGAGACAUCCCUCCAUUCCUGCCGCAGCUCACGAUUUCAUCGCCCCAUUUCUCCGGCUCUGGUCUCGGAAUCGACCAAAUGGACGAAGUGGAGAGCAAUCCGAAGCGCCAUGCUGCGCUAUUCAGUGCGCUUGAAUCUAUGCAAGCUCUUUCUCUUGGGCAGAGUCGCGAAGGAUCCCCGAUUCUUCUGUCGCAGAGCGACCGGCGCGACUCUGGGACUUAUUCCCGGCGUAGCGAUGCCUCUUCGUUUCGUGGCAAGGCGACUAUGCAGGAGAUGAUGGACGAACUCAGUUAUCUGAAGAACAUGAUCCAGGCUGAGAUGGACGGCGAACCUUUCUAA